Molecule: messenger RNA, 2751 nt
Organism: Phyllostomus hastatus (greater spear-nosed bat)
Lineage: Eukaryota; Metazoa; Chordata; Mammalia; Chiroptera; Phyllostomidae
Gene: TRARG1
Product: trafficking regulator of GLUT4 (SLC2A4) 1
Exons: 3
Coding region: 472-1005 (177 amino acids)
Cellular component (GO): membrane
Source: RefSeq, a predicted model, not a curated record
UCUGGGGAGAGGGGAAUUGAAAAGGGAAAGCAUCUCUGAGGAGGGCAGAGAGGGAGGGAGGCCUUGCGGCAUGCACACACACACACACACACACACACACACAGCCGCCCUGACUUAGCCUAAGCCUCAGUCUGGAGAGCAGCAUCUUCUCUCGGCUCCCGAAGCGGCUUUCUGUUGCUUCCCCGCCCAUCCGUGCUGUCAGCAGCACCAGCAAAGUUGACCUCGAACUUGAGCGGAACUGAAGUCUCCGGCUCCCAGGAGCUCUGCUGGGCAGCAGGCGGGACCCAGACUCUGAACUCUGUUGGCCUGGAGAAGCCGACCCUCCCGAUCUACAGCUGGCCCGUGCUCCCUGGGGACACUUCUGCCUCUGACCUGCAGGCCCCCAGGCUGGGCUGAGGAAUGGUGCGCUGAGUCCCUCCGGAACCCCCUUAUCACAGCCUGGAACCGAAGCAGCCCAAGGCCCAAGCCGACAUGGCCAACCCCGUGCAGCCUCAGUUUUCCCCCAUGCGGGAACCUGGCACCGCCUCACCCCCGGACCUGCCCGAGAUGGAGAUGCUUCUCACCAAGGUGGGGGACAAGGAUGACAAGCCCCCGAAGCUGUCCAAGUCCCUGUCAGGGGCUCUGGACCUGGAGCAGAAUGGCCAUGGCCUGCCCUUCAAGGCGGCGCCCGGGGGGCGCCAGGAGGCUUCACUCCCCCGGUCGCCCUCUCGCGCCAGCUCCAGACGAGCGUCCUCCGUUGCCACCACCUCCUAUGCCCAGGACCAAGAAGUCCCCAGAGAUUACCUUAUCCUGGCCAUCGCCUCCUGCUUCUGCCCCGUCUGGCCCCUCAACCUCAUCCCCCUCAUCUUUUCUAUCAUGUCUCGAGGUAGCGUGCAACAGGGGGACCUGGACGGGGCCCGGAGGCUGGGCCGCCUGGCCCGGAUGCUCAGCAUCAGCUUCAUCAUCAUAGGGAUCAUCAUCAUCAUUGUGGCCGUGACUGUCAACUUUGCAGUUCAGAAGAAAUAGAAGGAACCAGGCCUCUGCGCUAGCAGAGCGAACCAGCUGGAGUGCUCCCAACCCACACCCCACAUACCGCGGAGGACAGGAUGUGAGUGCCAAGGACCCACCUGUCCCCAAGUUCCAAAAGCACACUCUUGGAAGGAAACUCCCAAGUCACUCCAUCAUCUGUCCAUAUCAGAUGGGAAAAGCCAGAGGAAGGAAGGAAGGAAAAUUUACUGUGAAACCGCUGAGAAAUGUGUCUAACCUCAUGGACACAGCCCGACGCUCUGACUCCAGCAUUCUGGCUUUUCCUCAUCCCCACACUUUCCUGGUACCUACUGAGUAGCACAUACUGCCUGGGCAGGAGAAACCAGCCCCAUGAACAAACAGGUGAACUGCAGUGGGGAGCAGGGCAGCACGCUCCCUGCAUGACCAGGAGCAAAGACGUGGGACUUUCUUUAUCUUUGUAUUUUCCUGGAGGAAGGGUAAGAAGGACUGUUUGCAUGCCUUGUGCCACACGCCUGCUGCCAUCCCAGCUGCGCCCUCACCGCAGAAGCCGAGAGCCGGAGCUGACACUCAGCACGUGCCCUGGGACCUCUGGCACACAGACGUGCAGCUGCCCUGGAAGGAGGCGAGGGCCACACCUAAAUCCCGCAUUGCAGGGUGGAGGCGGCCAGAGGAUUGCUGGUGAAGAGGGGAACCGGGACAGUUCGGCCCAUGGACCACCUCCCAAACUUUUCAGCCUUGGGAGCGUCUCUGCCAAGAACUACAACCCCGGGGAGUCUCCCAGGAUGACCCAGCCCACCUUUUCCUCCCUCCCUGUGCGGUAGUCUGGAGCACCAACCAAGAACUCCUAGGGCCCUAACCUGCCCUGCCCUCCCCUCCCCUGCCAUUGGCCAGUGAGGACCCAGGGUCCUGAGCUCUCUCCUGGCAUGGUCUGGGGUCCAAACUUGGGGCCCCAUGCAGAGCGGCUCAGAUGGCCCCCAGCCCAGCCUCACCUGAUGCUCUGAGCCUCACCCUGCGCUCCUGGCCUCUGCAAACAGCAGGGGCUUUCCCUGGAGCAGGCUUUGGGAUCAGCCCUGGGACGCUUCCCCUGGGCUCCCAGGCCAUUAGCAGUGUUUGUGCUCCUGUAGGGAAGUGGGCCAGAUGGGUUUCAUGAAAGUUUAUUGUUUCUCGGUCUAGAGGAUUCCAAGACUGAGGGAAGAGCUUGGCUGAAGGAUCCAGUGUGGGGGAGCGGGAGGGGCCCCAGGUUUGGGAAUACACCCACCUGUGGGAGGCGGGACUGGACACCAUGGCUUCUGUCUAAGGACCUAAUGGGAUGCCUGAAAGGACCGAGCAGGGCCCUGGGCCUCCCGACUGGCUUCUGGCCCCAGACUCUGCCCCAACUUCUCUCUGGUACAGGCUCCGUCCACAGGGCCUCCCUGUGCCCACCUUCCCCGUUGGUUUGGCUCCCAGACUCUCGAAGGGCUGCUCCAGGCUUCCCCGCCCCUGGAGGCCCUGCCCAGCAGUUGAGGUUGCUGCGCUCAGCGGCAGGGCAGGUUCCCAGCCCCGGGCAGACUGGCCCCAGGUUGGCUGAGCAUGUUUCCCCCUUGGGGUCCCUACUAGUCUCUCCCACCUUCUGCGUAGGCCCCUGGGAGGGUGUCUGUUAGCACUGAGCCUCUGUCUGCCAGGCACUCCAUGUCCUCAGUGCAGUCCAAGCCUCAGCGACCACCAGGAGGGGAGGGGAGCAGAGGGAUCCCUCUGGGGCAGGCUCUCCUGAGUCAGUGCCCCGCC